Tricharina praecox is the source of this 1761-nucleotide messenger RNA. RefSeq names its product ribonuclease H-like domain-containing protein. The transcript has 3 exons. Gene Ontology annotation, biological process: nucleobase-containing compound metabolic process. Bases 1 to 1761 code for a protein of 586 amino acids. Gene Ontology annotation, molecular function: 3'-5' exonuclease activity; nucleic acid binding. NCBI's taxonomy places the organism in Eukaryota, Fungi, Ascomycota, Pezizomycetes, Pezizales, Pyronemataceae. The record is from RefSeq and is a predicted model, not a curated record.
AUGGAGAAACUCGGUCUGGAGAGGAGAAAACGACCCUCGGCCGAAUUACAUACUGCAUUGAAUCUUGUCAAUGCUCUCGCCGGUAAUGCCAUUGCCCUUCACCAAAAGGCGGAACGGUCGUCGCUUGUGAUUGCCAGAAAUCUUGCCAAAUCACUCGCUGCCGAAGAGGCGGGGGAAACAUUGACGGCGAUGGAAUCCCCUGGCGAGUGUGUACCAAUUGAGGUUGUCAAGCCUCUCAUUUCGAGCCCCAGGGUGAAUUGGGACCAAGAUUUUGCGAAGGUGCCCUCCCUUUCAACAGAGCCAGAGAAGCCAUAUAUCCCCUUCUCAAUGUACCAUAUUCCACCAAAGAUUCUUGAGGUCAAAAUGGCUCUAGCCGAGGAAAAUGAGAAUAAGUCAUGGAACCAUACAUACUAUGUCGAUUCGAAGGGCGAGGGCGUCAAAGUCCAUGUCUGCAAAUCACUAGAGGACUGCGAGAAAGUGUUGCCACAAUUUCUGGAUGAGGAAGUCGUGGGAUUUGACCUGGAAUGGGUUUUCCCGGAGAGAAACAAGACAUCCAUAAGACAGAAUGUUGCCGUCAUCCAAGUGGCGAGUGAAUCUACGAUUGCCAUAAUACACGUGGCGCAGAUUGGCUGCGAUAGUAAUGGGAAGCCAUUGAAGUUAAAAGAAUCAGUGGAUGAACUCAUCUCGCCGACGCUUCGGAAAUUGAUUGAGUCCGAUCGAGUACUCAAAGUUGGAGUCAAUGUUCUCGGCGACCACCGGCGUUUGCAUAAAUUCCUCGGCGUCAAGCCGCAGGGUGUCUUUGAGCUCAGCGAUCUCCAUAACCUCGUCGUAUCUCUCGAAAACAACAUGCCUAAGAUUCCGAAAAGGCUGUUUGCGUUGGCUAAGCAGACGCGGGCGCAUCUGGGCCUGCCGCUGGAUAAAGGUCCAGUCAGAGUUUCCGACUGGUCGAAGCCUAUGAGCAACGUGCAAGCAAAGUAUGCCGCUGCCGAUACCUAUGCUGGACUCCGAAUCUUCGAUGUUCUGGAGACCAGACGCAUGGCCUUAAACCCUCGCCCCCGUCGACCGGAGUGUAGAGCUAUCGAAGAUACCUCCGAAGACUGUGCUCCUACCACCACCACAACCAGCACCACGGUAACAUCCACCACCACUACCAAAACUACGGUCUUAACCUCCUCCGUAAUCACGGCCAUCCCAACAUCAGCGGAAGGCUGCGACACCGAAUCCACCACGGCCACCCCAACAUCAACGGAAGGCCGCGAAACCGAAUCCCCUACGGCCACCCCAACAUCAACGGAAGGCUGCGACACCGAAUCCCUCUCAGCCACCCCAACAUCGACGGAAGGCUGCGACCCCGAAACCACCACGGCCACCCCAACAUCAACGGAAGGCUGCGACACCGAAUCCCUCUCGGAGACAUCCAAGACCACCACCAUCACCGAGGUCUUCUCCGCCGAGAUAGAAGUAGCCUCGCAAUGGAUCAAAACCUACACCUCAUCGUGCGGCACGUCACCGCCACUUUCGAAGCCCCAGAUGCGUGCAUACGCACUGUGGCACCACGCGGAGCUCGAACUCGCGGACAUCGCAAAGAUCUGGCGGGAUCCGCCGCUUAGCGAGGAGACUGUGGCUAUCUAUCUCCUCGAGGCUAUCAAGACUGAGAAAUUGCCGUACGAUGCUCUCCGUGUCAGGGCGGCCGCGAAACAUGUACCGUACUAUUUGAAAGAUCGUUUCAAGCAUAUCUGGGAGCAGGAGGUAGAGGUUUAG